This is a messenger RNA of Bombus terrestris (buff-tailed bumblebee), 6988 nucleotides long. It is a transcript of the gene ss, whose product is annotated as aryl hydrocarbon receptor protein 1. Gene Ontology annotation, cellular component: aryl hydrocarbon receptor complex; nucleus. Gene Ontology annotation, molecular function: nuclear receptor activity; protein dimerization activity; transcription cis-regulatory region binding. Gene Ontology annotation, biological process: regulation of transcription by RNA polymerase II. The transcript is spliced from 11 exons. The coding region runs from base 162 to 2942 and encodes 926 amino acids. The record is from RefSeq and is a predicted model, not a curated record. Lineage: Eukaryota; Metazoa; Arthropoda; Insecta; Hymenoptera; Apidae.
CGAGCAUCGGGGGUGGAGUGCAGGGGGUGGUCGCCGGGAUUUGUGGACCAGCGAGCGCGUCCCUCGCGGCGACAGAUUACGUGACGGCGGCAUGCUAUCCCCCGGGACCUCAGCUCACCCUGACCGCCUCUCACCCUCAGCCCCACGUCGUUGAUCCCGCGAUGACGCCCACCUCGGCGCCGGUACCGACUCCGACGACGGCGUCGGGACCCAACAACCCGGUCGCCAUGAGCCAACUGGGAACCGUCUAUGCCACCAAAAGACGACGUCGAAAUGGAAAAAGCUUAAAACCACCGCAAAAGGAUGGGGUAACGAAGUCGAAUCCGAGCAAACGGCAUCGCGAGCGAUUGAACGCCGAACUGGACACUCUGGCAUCCUUGCUUCCGUUCGAACAAAAUAUUCUCAGCAAGCUUGAUCGACUCAGCAUCCUCAGACUCAGCGUCAGCUAUCUUCGAACGAAGAGCUACUUUCAAGUGGUGAUGCACAAAGACAAGGAAGAGAAUUCGCACCACGAUUCGCAUUACCGGGCGAGGGAAUUGGCGGCGUUCGCUGCCUACGACCAUCAUCAUCUCGAUGGCGAAAUGUUCCUGCAGGCGCUGAACGGGUUCCUGCUCAUACUGACCUGCGACGGCGAAGUGUUCUUCGCCACUCACAGCAUAGAAAGUUACCUUGGCUUCCAUCAGUCCGACAUCGUCCAUCAAAGCGUUUACGAGCUGGUGCACAGUGAAGAUAGAGAGGAACUCCAAAGGCAGCUCAUGUGGAAUUCUUUUCUGCCCGCCGAAAGUGCGAGUCUCCCCUUGCACGACGCCCUUUCACCCCAGCACAGUCAUCUUCUCGAGCGCAGCUUCACCGUCCGCUUCCGGUGUCUCCUGGACAACACUUCCGGCUUUUUGCGUUUGGACAUCAGGGGACGAGUCAAGAUACUCCAUGGCCAAAACAGGAAAACGGAAGAGCCGCCGCUGGCUUUGUUUGCUCUGUGCACGCCGUUCGGCCCACCAUCGUUGCUCGAAGUUCCGCAAAAGGACGUGAUGUUCAAAAGCAAGCACAAGCUCGACCUUGCGCUGGUUUCUAUGGACCAACGAGGAAAAAUGUUGUUGGGAUAUUCGGACGCGGAACUCGCGAACCUUGGUGGCUAUGAUCUAGUCCAUUACGAUGAUUUGGCGUAUGUUGCGAGCGCUCAUCAAGAACUAUUGAAAACUGGAGCAUCGGGCAUGAUAGCGUACAGAUUCCAAAAGAAAGACGGCGGGUGGCAGUGGCUGCAGACUAGUUCCAGGCUAGUUUACAAGAACUCGAAGCCCGACUUUGUCAUCAGCACGCAUCGGCCACUCAUGCAAGAGGAGGGCCGGGAUCUUCUCGGUAAACGAACAAUGGACUUCAAAGUGAGCUAUCUGGACGCCGGCUUGACGAAUAGCUACUUCUCGGACAGCGACAGCCUCACAGGUUCCGUGAUGACGCCGACACUUCCCAGCCAACCGACGUCACAGAGAGUGAACAGGCGGUACAAGACCCAGCUGAGAGACUUCCUGUCCACCUGUCGAAACAAACGUACCAAACUGACCGCUCAAUCGUCCGUUUCUCCACCCGCCACACCCACUGUCGCAUCCGUGGAUUACCUCGCGGCUGAUACCAGCGCUGCGGCUGCAGUUGCAGCAGCGUACAGCAACCUGAACACGAUGUACCCGACUGCUUACGCACCUACUGCGGUCGCAGCAAGCACGGAUCCCUCGUUGACCACGUAUAUUGGUCACACUGGCAACUAUCACCAGACUUUGUACCCAGCUACUGCGUUGGACAAUAGGUACCUUACCGCAGCAACGGAAAACCUAUUCCAAUACAGGCCUCUGGGCUCCUAUUAUCCAGAGUACCAUACCAGCACAGCAUACAACGGUUUCAUCGACGUCUCGCUACCUACUUACGAGACGCAUCAACUAACGAGUAAAGCGGAAGAAAAGCUGUAUUGCCAACAACUGGGCGAAUCUCCUAAGUACAGCUACGUAGAAACCAGACAUCCUAGCAGCGUCAGCGGGUCCCCGUAUGCAGCCAGUCCUGUUGCGAGUGCAUCGACGAUGCAUACUGCAACGGCAGACAUUAACAUCGUCCGUGCUGGUAGCAGGCACUCCCUGGAAGGCGGAGCUUCCUCCAGCAAUUCCGCUGGAAGUUCCCCGGUAACCGGACCUACGAACGGCGUACUCACUCCGAAAAUAGAGGACGUGAAACCGGAAGUUUACGGAAAUGAGGCGCCACGACAAACUGUUCUCAUGUGGGGAGCGCCCCCUGCGCGUACUCCACCGAGAAACAACGGCAGCUACAGUCCACCCACGCCACAUUCCACCCAUUCCUCUACACAUUCCACUAACGCUAACGCUGGAGAUCCGCUCAAGUCUCUGGCGGAAAUGAAUUCCAUGAACGGCGAGUGCAAAUGGCGACAGACGUCGCCAAGCGAGCAACAGACUACCGCGCCCAGUUCACCGAGGACCAAGGCGCAGCCACAGCAACAGCACCAACACCAUCAACAGCAACAACAGCCUCAACAACAACAGCAGCAGCAGCAGCAGCAACAACAACAGCAUCAGCAGUACCCAGUGACCACAUCUCAGUAUCAAGCAGCAGCGGCAGCCGCGGCUGCAGCUGCGGCCGCAGCAGCCAGCACUAUCGGAUACGCGCACUCGCAUCCAGGCCAUGGCCACGGGGAAGCGGGCUCCGAGCACACCCCCGUCAGCUGUGGGAACGGGGACGGGAAUCGGCAUGGGCAUCGGACCGGACAGCAACACCAGCAACAGCAACGUCUUGUACCAUCCACCGCACCACCACCCUCAGCACCAACACGCGGUGGCAUCAUCAGCGGCGGGAAUGGGCCCAACUGUCCCUCAGAUUCCAAACCGGACGCCGGGAGUCCUUUGUUGUCCAUCUCUGAGGUGACUAACACCCUGCUCAACCAAUAGUCUCUUCGUGACCUCAGCAUCGCUCCGUUUCAGUGAUCAAGGUAUCUCCCAGGAGAUAGUUUCACCGAGGCGAAUCGCAAAACGCGUGACUGUACCAUACAGAUAAUACCGGUUGAAGUUGUUAAGAGUGUUGCCGUAUAAUGCUGUAACAUAACACACUUAUUUACAGUUAAUGCCCGACGUUGCUACGACGUAUGUGCAUGUACGCCUGAUUACGUUCGUUCGACCGUAUUGUUAAGUUUUCGCGAGAGUUCUCCGGGGGUCGUGCAGAGUUUCGAGUCUCCCGCUCGUGGAAUUGUGAAACCACGUGAAAGGGUAUGAUUACGGAGAUCCUCGUUGGCUGUAUUCGGCUGAAAAUCGACGUUUACUACUCGUACUACGUUUGCGCGAUAGGAAAAGAUAGCAAUUUUCUUGCGAGCCGGAAGAUUGUAAUUUAAAGAUACGUUUGUAAUUAACAUAUCGACAAUGUUCGAAUUUGUAAACAAUUCACUUGGAGUGUGGCUAGCGUGACCCUUUGAUCCCAAUGGCAACAAUUUUUGUAAGUUUCUUCUAUUCCUUGUAAUUAUAAAAAAUAAGCGUGACACGCAGAAGAUCUCUGCCUUCCAUGAAAAUCUUCUCAGGCGAAUAUUUGAAUGGUUCUUGCUAAAGGGACGCGAUAACCACACUUCCACCCUUCAUCCUUUGAACAGGAAAAAGAGCAAUAUAGAAUUCCGUCGAGGAGCACAAAAUUAAUUGCCUCGAUCGAGCUAUGAGAAACGCAACACAUACGGAGUUUAGUUUUAAAUUAGGCCUGCGUAUAUUGUGUGAUCGUUCUGUACGUACUAUCGUUCUUUUAUUCUUUCUUUCUUUGUUGAUCCUUCGCGACAUCGGGUAUCAGAUAUUAUCGGUAUUGGAUCGCGAAGUGUUCUCGUAAGGGGUUAAUCGUGUCAUUGCGUUUUUGUGCGUGUAAUCAUUUUUUAAUGGAGUACACAUGAUUCUGUGAUAUGUGUUAGGUAACUUAAAGUGCGGUAUUCUUCUAAAAGAUAUUUAAGAUUCGUGUACGCGUAACUGAAAACGAGGAAAAAUUGAAGGGAAUUAGACAAACGUUCAAUGUUUGCCGCACUUAUACGAGGAAUCGAAUUACAAUACCAUCGCGAAACAUUCCAUCUCAUACUCCAAAUCCUAUUAUGGAUGGACCAAAGUAUAUAAUACGUAUUAUCCGUGGCAAUACAUUAGCUGCAAACAUCCCCCUCUACAUUUAUACAUUAUCAUUUUAUCAUAUCGUUAGUUUAUUUAAAGCAAAGAAACAACUCGAAGUAAUUCGAUUCCUGGAUCACACUGUUUGCGUUUUCCAAUUAAAGAAUGUCAAGAUGUGGUUGCGUAUUCCAGUGAACGGGCCAAGACCAAAAUUAAGGGAAGAAAAGGGGGAAACUCUCGAUUCGGCUGAACAACCUCAGUCUUGCCAAUGUUUUGUUAAUAAGUUUGUAAUUUUUGUACUUAAUUAAUUUAUACGGCUAUUUAUGUACACGCGCGUAAAUCGACGUCUAGCGAAGCUAGGCGAGCCUUCCAUAAUUUUAGACGUAUACUCUCAUUUCGCGAACGUAAUGUCCAUGCUCGGGAAACGAGAAGACUGCGUGAAAUUAAAGGAAAGGAACGGAGGUGAAAUUAUUGGGGGAAGGGUACCGGAAGUCUCGAUCGACUUCCCGUGGCAUCGAACUGUCCGCGUUUCGAAGAGGAGACCAGAGUGAAUUUCUCAAUGCUUCGAAUCUCCAGGCCGAAAUAAGAGGUAGAAAAGAGAAAAACGUGAUUUUAUUUUGCGCAUACAUAUCAGAACAAAAGGAAGGCGAAGGGAGCGUGUCACAAUCCUUCUCUUUCUAUUGCAAUCUUGAUAUAUAUAUAUAUACAAAGAGAUAUAUAUGUAUACAUAAAGAUAUAUAUAUUGUAUUAUUUGCUGGUAGGAACAACGUUUAAAUUUUACGGAUAGCUUAACGAUUUUUACGGCUACCGACGAAAUCCUCUUUUUUCCUUCCGAUCCAUGCAUCCUUUUGAAACUUACAAACUACGAUUAUUCUGUAACUUUACCCUACUUCAUAUCGUUGUAGUGUUAUACAAUAUACGAAACUAUUUUGCUAUGAUUCUUUGUAAACAUCCAAUCCGCUGAUCGGCUUUGCGACAUAAGGCGAAUCUGGCGACGCUCGUAGACUUGUUACUGACGUCGUUCUUGGAACAGUAGAUUAUUUACAAUUUUUUAAAUCCACUGGCAACUAAGAAAAGAGGAUACGAAUUUACCAAAAUGUGUUUGCCGGCAAAUGAUGAAAGAAACAUCGACAAUAAAAAAAACAACUAGACAUAUCAAUUUCUAUAUAUCUUUCUCUCGUGGUUUCAAAACGGGUAUAAAGAGAAUUUCAUUGGGUAAAGAAUGGAAGACGUCAGUAACGAGUCUCGAGAACCCAUACUGUAAAUUCACAUCUUCGAUCGUAACAGCUUGAAACUACGUUUCUUUGCAAUAUCGUAUGAAGAUCUACUAUUAUAAGUAAUUGAGUCUAGUCCACACAUAAAGCGAAUUAAUGAUAUAUCUACUAUGCUUAAACUGUGACAAUGUUCUCACCAGCGAAGCAACCCCUGCCGACAAUCUUGCUUGGUAAACGAAUUACCUCUCCACUGUACACAUGUAUCUAUACAUAAACCCGCGUUAACAAUCCCGAAAUCAUUCGUCAAUCUUCAAAUCAAGGUAAAAACGUUUCAGAUCCAAUUUUCUCAAUAGUGUCAACCAUCGUAACAAUAUUUUUAUUACAGACUCGAUAGACGAGUAGAAAAGAUUUCUCGUAUUUAUAUAUGUUUCUCUAAAGACUGCAAAAAAUUUUGCGGCCAAUAUCUAUUGUAAAAUUCCAAAUAACUAACUAAAUAAUGUUCUUACGAUUUGAGGGUUGACGCCUGGCCGCCCCCUUCUUAUUUGAUCACAGUGGUGAGAAUAUUCUGACAGUUUAAGCAUACAUGUAUAUUUACUGUAUAUUUAAAUUAAGGUAUCUUCUAACGAAUAUAGAUAAGUUUUAGUCGAUAUAGACGAUUCUCCCCAUAGUUAUCCACAUAGAUCAAAAUACGUACCUUAUUUUAUAGUGACCGGUAUCUGCAGACAACAUGCAAUUCAAUCGUGGCCCUAUCGAGUUGGAUGACACAAGUGGAAAAUUUGUUUAUCAUCGCGCGUUCUCUAUUUUAGAUCGAAUAUAAAGAGCGUUCGAUGGCGAUCAAUAAAACAACAUAUCACCGAGUGCCUAUUUCGAUCGAGAGGACUAUCAGAUCAGUGAGACCAAUCUCUGUUGAUUUCUUACGAUGUAAAAAAAAUAAAUAAGAGGAUACUAUACUAUUACGGAUAUCGAGAAGAAUUGAAUAAAUGUAAGAUAGAUACACGAACUUGAUAGUUGAUCCCCUCUUUUUCAAAAAUCUCUACAUACUAAAACAUACUAAAAUUAUUACUCGACAAAGAGAAGAAUCCUUAUAUAACAAGAUAUCGUUACACAUAUCAAUUUUUAAGAAAUUCUGAUACUCUGAAAUUUAUCACGAUAUCUCGAUUAAACGACGUUGUUGCUCAAUGAAAAAGACAAAAUUUACACUUUGCAGAUACCUGUAUCUCACUAUUUGUAAAAUUAACUCGACUAUCCUUGGGCUUAAGCGGAUGAGAAAAAUGAGAAAAAAGAAAAAGAUAAAAAAUAAACGAGAAGCCCGUUUUUCUUUCGGAAUACAUCGCCUCGUUCUCUGGCUAAGAAAAAGUGUUGCAUCCUGUUCUGCAGAUGUUCUUUUAUAUAUCCGAAUGUAUCAAAGUGAACACGAUAAUCAUGCCAAACCAAACUUUGACUCUCCUCGAUCACUCCAUCUAAUUUAUCUCCGAUAUAUUCUAUAGAACCUAAUUACUUAUUAACACUAAACUACUAAAUGCUAAGCUCUACGAAAUGAAAUUUUAAAACUGUAUCAAAUGUUUAUAUGAAAUAAAUUAUAAUAAUGCAAUAGAACGGACGUUCUAUCUUCUCUCAUCUAUACUACAGUGGAAGAAAGACCAAAAGUAAUAAAGA